GCUUAUAUAAUGUUCCACACCGUCGGUACAUUUCGUAUCGCAGACAUACGAAGACAGAUCUUAGACCAACCGACCUUGAACUGGCUCGAAGCAGGUUUUUUGAUAAAUUUGGAGCUCUGCUCUCUCUCGAAUAGAUUUAGCUAAUUAUGGGGUUCCUAUCGUCUUGGAUCAGCGAAGAACUAAGGCCUGCUUACGAGAAGAUGCCAUUUGGGUACAAGCUCUGCUUGCUGUAUGUGAACCUUUCCGAUAGGCACCUGAAAUGGUACAAAGUACCCGUGUUCCUGGGCCUCGUGUACCUCGAAUUGCGAAGGCUGCUACAUCAAAAGUAUAACCUUAUCGCCGUAGGUCCUCCUGAUGAAGACAGUGGAGACCAGUACUCCUUCUUCGGCCGAAAUAUGGACCAACAAUCUCAACAAGAUGAACUACUCCUUCCUCAUCCUUCUGUGAUUGCCACAAAGCUUCUGAACCGAACCACAUUCGUCGGCACGGGUAAACAAUUCAACAUGCUAGCGACAUCGUGGAUAAACUACAUGAUCAAAGACUGGCUCGAUCACAUGGAAGACGACUCCCAUCAGCUGCUUGGCAUCACCGCUCCUGACUCUGUGGCGGCGGAAUGCCCCUUGAAGACUUUCAAGUUCUAUCCCACAAGGGAGUUUCCCAUUGGAGAAGGGCGAGUUGGUUUCAAAAACACACGAACCGCUUGGUGGGAUGCGAGUGCUAUUUACGGGCAGAACACUGAAUCCCAAAGAUCGGUAAGGACAUUCAACGAUGGGAAGCUGAAGCUUGGAGACGGAGGACUUCUUGAAGUCGAUAGCCGCAAUAUUCCCAUCACUGGCGAUGCGAGAAAUCCGUGGAUGGGAGUCUCUGUCUUACAGUCCCUCUUUGUCUCCGAACACAACCUCGUCUGCGAUACCCUCAAGAAUGCUUAUCCGAAUCUCGACGAUGAAUCUCUUUUCCAACAUGGGAGGCUUGUGGUUAUGGCUGAAGCUGCAAAGAUCCAUACCAUCGACUGGACCACCCAGCUGCUAAAAACGAACACUUUACUUGCAGCCAUGAGAGCUAAUUGGUAUGGGCUGCUGGGGAAGUGGAUCAAGGACCAUAUAGGGAAGACAAGCAUUGCUCUUUUGAGUGGAAUAGCUGGAGCCCCAAAACCCAUAGACCAUGGCGUCCCAUACUCGUUGACGGAGGAAUUCACAUCGGUCUACCGGAUGCAUCCUCUUUUGCCGGAGAAGAUCGAGUUCAGGGACAUUCAGAAAUGUUUGCCUAAGGAUAGCGAACCCUCCAUACUGGAAGAAGUUCCAAUGUUAGAGCUGAUCGGUGCACCAGGGCUUCAGAAGGCCAAGUUGUUGGGAAUGAAGACCGCACUGACAUCCUUGGGCCUCCAACCAUCCGGAGCACUGAAUCUGUUCAACUAUCCCACAUGGAUGCGAAAUCUUCCUGUCACCAACGAUGACGGCACUUACCGUAAAGAGCACGUGGACUUACCGGCAAUUGAAACAUUCAGAGAUCGCUCUCGGCGAGUGGCUCGUUAUAACCAAUUCCGGAGAAGUAUGUUAAUGCCUGCCAUCAAGAAAUGGGAGGAUUUGACUGACGAAGCUGCCACCAUCGAAGUCAUCAAGGAGGUUUACGGUGAUGACGUGGAAAAGCUGGAUCUCUUGGUGGGGCUUCUAGGAGAGAAGAAGAUUCCUGGCUUCGCAAUCAGUGAGACAGCGUUCUUCAUCUUCGUACUCAUGGCCACGAGGAGACUGGAAUCGGAUGCGCGGUUUACCUCUAGAUUCAACGAGGAAAAUUACACGAAGAUAGGACUGCAGUGGGUCAACAAAACAGAAGGCUUGAAAGAUGUGGUUCAACGCCAUUAUCCCGACAUUGUCACAAACUGGAUGACUGCUAGUUCUGCAUUCUCGAUUUGGAGCGCUCCCGCCGACAAAUGGAACCCCGUACCUCUCUACCUUCGUCUACCUUGAGGAUUUGGCUCCACAAUCUCCGUAUCACAAGCCACUCCUUCUGGAAAAUCUGAAGUUUUACAGGUAUUUACAGGUAUUUAGUUGAUAACCUGCUUACAUACUUUUUGUACAGAGCAAGUUCCAGCGUGUGAGGACAAAGUCUCAGUCGUCGUGCUUCGAGGCUGUCGUGAGCACGUUUCAGCCUAAUUUCUAAACUCUCGCUGUACAUGUCUAACUUCUGUGAAUAUUUAGAGAGGUUGAAAAAUUUUACUCCGAUUAUGUUAAAGAGUCAGAGCGUAGAAGAAAAGCCAUUCAUUCUUCGCAUGUUUGUUCAUACACUCCGGA
Messenger RNA from Marchantia polymorpha subsp. ruderalis, 2288 nucleotides. Lineage: Eukaryota; Viridiplantae; Streptophyta; Marchantiopsida; Marchantiales; Marchantiaceae. The record is from the annotation of a GenBank genome assembly.